GCUAUCUCUUUCACGCGUGCAGCCCAAUUUUAAGACCGGUACCGCUACCGAUAGAAAAUGUAAACAAACGUCAACACAAAUUCAACCAGUGCUCAUCCCUCCCGUGAAAAGUUUCCCGAUAGAAAGCGUGAAAAUGGCCUCAAAUCAGGACAAGAAAAGUGGCUUGAUGUCCCAUGCAAUUUCCCGGCUCUACAAGCAGCGUCUGGAGGAAGUGGAAAGGGAACUCCUUCUUGCCCAGCAGCCAGAACCUCCGACUGCGGAUGACCGAGCGCGUGAUGCUGUGCCAGUGCAGUUUGAAGAUGUUCCGAUGCCCAUGGAAGUGAUCGACGAUGCUGCUCCGCUUAGCGAAAGCGAGGAGGAAGGUACGACCAACGCAAGCAGCGUCGAGGAUACAGACGUGGAGGAUAUCCAGGUCGAGGUGGAAAUGCCAGACCAUCCGUACGGAGAUCUUUCGUGCGAGGAUGGCUUGAGGAUGUGGGCCCUGCAAACUGGACAAACUCAUCGGAGUUUGAACCUUUUGCUGGGCCAUUUGCGACAUCACUUCCCCCAGACCAAAUUGCCACGAGAUGCACGGACGUUGAUGAACACGCCUGUGUCCGGAGCACCGGAGACAGCCCUUACACCCAUCGCAGGUGGGCAGCUGUGGUACCAGGGUGUGGAAAAAUGCCUGCUUUCAUAUUUUCGGUAAGCAUGUUUUAAAUUUCAUUAAACUGACAGUGCUCCUGGUCAUGUGCUCAUUUUUUUUUUCUAUUCCAGCG
This is a messenger RNA of Anopheles gambiae (African malaria mosquito), 758 nucleotides long. RefSeq lists its product as uncharacterized. Lineage: Eukaryota; Metazoa; Arthropoda; Insecta; Diptera; Culicidae. The record is from RefSeq and is a predicted model, not a curated record. The coding region runs from base 134 to 688 and encodes 184 amino acids. The transcript is spliced from 3 exons.